Molecule: messenger RNA, 489 nt
Organism: Mucor velutinosus
Lineage: Eukaryota; Fungi; Mucoromycota; Mucoromycetes; Mucorales; Mucoraceae
Exons: 1
Coding region: 1-489 (162 amino acids)
Source: RefSeq, a predicted model, not a curated record
AUGAACACUGCUGCUACGCCCACCAUUACUGCAACUGCUCCUCCCUCUACUCCUGCUACGCCCACUGCCACUCAAGUCGUUGAUGUCACCGCCACAGUGGAUGAUGUUGAAUUAUUAAACAUUCUUGGCCUGACAUCCAAUGCUAAUGUCAUCUCGUGUAACGACUUUGCUGUUCUUGAUUGGGAUGACAUGCCAGAGUUAUCUGCUGAAGAAGAGGACGAUGAAGAUGAUGAAGAUGACAAAGAUAGCAUUUCAUCAAAGAACAACAAACGCAAAUUCCAUGAUGUAGAUGAUGUGUUUGCAGACCUUGAUUUCAUUGAGGUGCCAUUGCUACCUGCUACUACCACAACCGAUACCACGACACCAAGCGCAAAGAAGCAAAAGACAUUUGUGGAUGAAGAAGAUGAAUCUGAGCUUCUCAAGAACAUGGCAUUGCCUCCAUUGGAUGAUGACAUUCGUUUGGCAUUGGAUAUGAUCUCUUCUGUUUAA